CAUCACAAAAAGCGCUCGUAGGCGGAGAGGGCACGCAGCCCGCUUACACGGGACUGACGGGAAAUCACCAGCGGCAAACAGGAUCGUUGUGGCAGAUACGCUACCAUUGAAUUAUUUUGAAGCUCUCGAUUGGUUGUGUGACGUUUCUGCAUUCUGAGGCAUUUUCAUCAACAAGACGGCUUGUGUAGUACUAACUGGUUCACAGUCGUUUCGGCUGAUGAGCCAGAGCAGGUUGUGCACUCGGCUGCUGCUGAAAUCUACAUUUUUAAUUUUUCCAGAUAAAUAAUCAUACUCAGGAUCAAAUGAAGGAUUUUUUUCUUUUGUUUUCAGAGACCAUUAGUUAUUUUCUCUAUUUUGGACGGUGAACCUUUAUGACGCAAUUACGCAUGCCGGAAGAAAUUGGCGUUGACACACGAUCGACCAGCGACUCCACGCACAUUGACUGCGGGGAGCCCGAGGCGGAUGACAUAGCUAUAAUAACCCGGCCACAGCUUGACAUGUCUUGCUGAACUGUCGAGUGUGAACACAAUUAUUGGAGUUGUAACCCAGCCAAAGCCAUGGUGCACUGCGCUGGGUGCGAGAGGCCGAUCCUGGACCGCUUUCUGCUCAAUGUGCUCGACCGAGCCUGGCACGUCAAGUGCGUCCAAUGCUGCGAGUGCAAAUGCAAUUUGUCGGAAAAAUGUUUUUCUCGAGAGGGGAGACUGUACUGCAAAAAUGACUUCUUCAGGAGGUUUGGCACCAAGUGUGGUGGUUGUUCCCAGGGCAUCUCUCCAAACGACUUGGUCCGGAAGGCUCGGAGCAAAGUUUUUCACCUGAACUGCUUCACAUGCAUGAUGUGUAACAAGCAACUCUCGACCGGCGAGGAGCUCUACAUCAUUGAUGAAAACAAAUUCGUUUGCAAAGACGAUUACACGAGCAACAGCAGUGUAAAAGACACGAACCUCCUUUCAGUAACGGCAUGCAGUGACCCGAGUUUAUCCCCGGAUUCACAAGACCCUCUCCAGGAUGACGUGGUUCUUAAAGAAACGGAUAUUGCCGCCCUGUCGGAUAAGGAAACGGUAAAUAACGAGAAUGACGACCAGAAUCUUGGUGGCAAGCGGAGAGGCCCUCGGACAACUAUUAAGGCAAAACAGUUAGAAACGCUGAAGGCGGCGUUUGCUGCGACCCCUAAACCCACCAGACACAUCAGGGAGCAACUGGCGCAAGAGACCGGCCUCAACAUGAGAGUUAUUCAGGUCUGGUUCCAGAAUCGACGUUCCAAAGAGAGGCGUAUGAAACAGUUGAGUGCACUGGGAGCCCGCAGGCAUGCUUUUUUCAGAAGCCCAAGACGGAUGAGGACGCUGGUAGAUCGCCUGGAACCUGGGGAGCUCAUCCCGAACGGACCUUUCUCUUAUUAUGGAGAUUAUCAAAGUGAAUAUUAUGGCCCAGGAGGGAACUAUGACUUCUUUCCUCAGGGGCCACCUUCAUCGCAGGCUCAGACCCCAGUUGAACUCCCUUUUGUGCCCUCUUCAGGGCCCACGGCCACACCCCUAGGAGGUAUGGACCACCCGCUACCAGGGCACCACCCAUCCAGUGAAGUGCAGCGCUUCUCAGAUAUUAUGUCUCACCACCCUGGGGACUCUCCCAGCCCAGAGCCUGGCAUCCCGGGAGCUCUGCACAAUAUCUCCUCUGAGGUGUUUGGUCCCAGCGCACCGUUUACCUCACUGUCUCUGAACAGCAGCGGAUAUAACAACCAUUUGUCACAUCCGACGACAGAAAUGAAUGAUGCCACUGUGUGGUAGCUUUUGAAGGUGGCUGGACUAAAAAAUUAGUAACUGAAGUUUAUUGUGUUGUAGGAUGAAUUAAGGCACGGAUAUCAAAAGGGUCGGACAGCAGUUCCACAAAGCAUUUUUGGUUCAUUUAUCAUGUGUUAUUUAUGAACACUAACCCAAAACUGGUCAUUUUGAAAUCCACAGCCUACAUUGGUCUCUGCGCAUGAGGCGGGUACUAUCUCACUGCAAUGCUUUGGCCUGACAAAAUAUUUAUCACUGUUUCAGUUUCUGCCCACAGUAGUGUAGAUUGACAGGACAGUGCAGAGUAUUUAUGGCAUUAGACAUGCUUUUCGUAUUUAUUAAGAGGUUCCAAACCCCAGUGGCCUCUUGUAGCCCUACUACUUUGACUCUUCACAUUGCUUUUUUUUUUUUUUUUUUUUUGAGAAUGAUAAACUCGUCCAUGUCGUCUUUUGAAAGAUUUUUAUUUUUUUAUUUUUUUUUUUUAAGAAUUUUCAGCUAAUUUGUCAAAAGCUUCCUUCAAAAGGCACACACUACAAAAUGUACUCCAUGAAUUUCAAACCCUUUAUUUAAGAUGGAACAGAACUUGAAUUGUUUAAAUGAAGUCUACCUUCUAAAAAUCCUCUAGCAGAGUUCUAAACGGGACUUAAGAGAGUCAAAUGUUUACAUAAUCGACCUAUAGUUCAGGAGUCCAGAAAACCAUGUCUAAGAAUCCUGUUCAUGUAAAAAGUACCGAGCAACCAACCAAACUUUUGUAUUGAUUCAUUUUUAAUGUAUGAGGAAAUGACAUUUUCUUCAAAUUGUGGUUCACUGUGCUAGUUUGUACAAGAUGUUGUUUACAGAAAACGGUAAAAAAAAAAUACAAACCAAACCUGAGUAGUUGCCAAAUACUGUAAGUGAAUAGCACAACCUGUGUAAAUUGAUCACUGCAGAUUGUUAGAAUGUGUUCAGACAAGGAUGUUGAAAAGCAUACUUUCAUUUGGAAUUUUCUAAACUUCUGGCAAUACAUUAAUAACACUGUUCAUAUGACGUUCAUAUCUAGGUUUUAUAUUUAUGUCUUCAAAGAGAAAAUAUUCAAACUAUUAAAUGAUUGCUGAUCAUAUAUGCAUGUGGAAGCUACUACGUUUCUCCGAAUGUGAAAUCACGAUGCUCCAUAAUUCCGACUCUUACCAUUUUUCUUUUUUUUUUUUUUUUUAAACCAGUUUUAGCAUUUACAAGAGAAAAGGAUUCACUUACAACAGAUUUCUGUUUAAGUGAAUCAACUGAGAAGUCGGACAUAAAAUAAAAAUAUGCAACAGUUUGUCUUUUUUUUUUUUUUUUUUUUUUUUUUUAAUAUUAAAAUGAUUUUAAAUGUCAACCGGAACCAAGGGCAUAGGUUUGGUCUCAACAUUGGUAAGGACGAUAUAACAGCAUAACCUGUAUCCACCCUGGGGACAAGACAUUAAUAAGACCAAACAGAUAGAUGGAUAGAUAUUACUUCCCUCCGGUAAAAUGGAUAACACCAUACUGUAGUUCUUCUUACAACUGGCAUUUAUUAAUUUGCCACCGUUAAAUUAUGAACAUACAAUAAGAAUACAAUGAUGAAAAAGAGCGUUACAUUACUAUAGGGUAAAUCAAUAUAGACAAAUUUGCUUACAAAAACAUAUCUCAAUGGCUGCAUAAUAAUACCGAGUUAAAUAUGGUCCAAAUGUUGCGCAAUUCAACAAGGAAAAUGGCAGCAAUGUGACACCAGUCCAGUGGUGAAAAUAAACGCUGUUCAAUAAUAUCCCUUUCCCACUGGCCAAAAAACCCAUGUCAACCCACUAACAAUCGGCUUUUGGUGGCAGUGGGAAAGGUGCAGCGACCCCCCUCGACCCGUGUCAAUCAACCCGCCAAGCGACCCGCGUUAAAAUCACCUUGGUUCUGAUCGUCAUGCAGAGUGAAAGCAAAACCCCGGGUCAACAGUCAACACCCUAAUCCAUGUGGUGACGUAGGCUCUUACGUGAUGCAUCAUAACAACAUGCCAGUCGCCUCCCAUUUAACACGCCCCACAACCGUAGUUACGUCGAUGCUCAUAACAAAGCUAGUAGAAGAAGAAGAAUUCACGUCGCCUACGUUGCCUCAGCACAAGCAGAGUGUUGAUCCUUUGCUGCAUUUCAACCAUUUUAAGGGCAUUAAAAAGCAUGAAAACAGACAACACAAACGGAAAGGAGGCUUCCAUGUUGCUCUGCAUUGUUUACUUCCUUGAACCGAAUGAAUUCGGUUGCACUUGUCGACGCGCAUUUUAGCGUGGUGACGUCACGUAACCUUACGCACGGCUGAGGAGGGAUGAGGGGUUAGACGGGUGAAAAAAAAAAAGACACGACUUUUUUUGUCAAUGGGGAAGGUGCCAAAUGCCAAUUGCUAGUGGGUUGCAUCGGCUUGGAAAAAACGUGCGGUGACCCACUAGUUUCAGUGGGAAAGGGGCAUAUGUUAGCGGGCUAAUAGCGAGGUAACAGGGGGUACAUCGCCAAGCCCGCACCGUUUACCGUUUCUGGCUUCUGGAAAUGUUAACUGGCAUUCACCCCUGCUUCCCAAUGUAUAAGCAACGCUCGAAACCAACAUUAAGUAGCGCUGGCAUGACGUCAAACAAGUCUGUGUGCAACAAAUGAAAGUGGAGCGCACGUAUAGAACAAUAAAAUAUGAUACAUGAUAUGCAUAGGAAUUAGAGGCCAUUUAGAUUAAUUAGGCCUAAUAAAUAAAACCAUUAAAUGACAAAUAAUGUACUGUACUUGCCAUCAAUGCUGAGAGGUGGAAGAUGAGAGACUGUUACGUGACAAUAAAUAUGUAUUGGUUUAGGUGAUACACCGUUCAAUUCAAACCUUUGUUUUCAAAAACUACGAAAGAAACAUUUUGAAAACUUCCGGAAUAAAUGUCAGGAUUUUACUAGCAAAUUUAAAUUCCAAUAUUUGAACAUAAAUUAUAUUUAUAUUAAUAUACACAAUAAAUUAAAACUUGUUAAUAACCUCCUAACUAUGCAGAAUGCAACUAAAUAAACAUUUGUCUUAAGUCCACUCAACAUUGUUUGUGGAAAUAAAUAAAUUAAUUAAAUAUAACUGAAAAAAAAAAUAGUCAGAGAAUAACAAAAAUAAAUGAAAAUGGAGCCUCCCUUCAGGUAAAACACUGCUGUUUUUGCCCACAAGCACAGCCAAACUUAACAAAAAAUUAAGCCCAUUUGGGUUCAUUACAUUUCUCACAGUUUACUUAACGUUAACAGUAAAAAAACACAUACAGAAGGACACUUCUCUCUAAGCAGCCUCCUACUCGAGUUAGAAAAUUCACAGUUUAAUGUUAUGCUAACUCUGGUUCAGGUCAGACUUUAAGUAGCAAAAUUUGUGAUGUGUCCCCCACCUCCACGACAUUGAUGUCUUCUUACAUUACUGACAGUGGCUGCUUCUGGCUGGGAAAAAAAAAAAAAUCUCUCAUCUUUGAAGGAGGCGGAGGAGGCAGCAUGUUGUUGUCGUGUAUAAGUCAUCAGCCAGUCAAACGUGCAUUUGAGGGAAAAAAAUGGACUAGCAAAUUAAGCAAGUGAAAAGGGGUAAAUGUAAGUCUGAACACAGUGAAAAUUAUUCACUUAAAAAUGGUAGGGUCAAUUCUAUCCUUAUAACAUAU
Corythoichthys intestinalis (scribbled pipefish) is the source of this 5399-nucleotide messenger RNA. RefSeq names its product LIM homeobox 1a (gene lhx1a). Lineage: Eukaryota; Metazoa; Chordata; Actinopteri; Syngnathiformes; Syngnathidae. Gene Ontology annotation, biological process: regulation of transcription by RNA polymerase II; neuron differentiation. Bases 558 to 1781 code for a protein of 407 amino acids. Gene Ontology annotation, molecular function: DNA-binding transcription factor activity, RNA polymerase II-specific; RNA polymerase II transcription regulatory region sequence-specific DNA binding; zinc ion binding. Gene Ontology annotation, cellular component: nucleus. The record is from RefSeq and is a predicted model, not a curated record. The transcript has 5 exons.